Molecule: messenger RNA, 1629 nt
Organism: Dothidotthia symphoricarpi CBS 119687
Lineage: Eukaryota; Fungi; Ascomycota; Dothideomycetes; Pleosporales; Dothidotthiaceae
Product: uroporphyrin-III C-methyltransferas-like protein
Exons: 2
Coding region: 1-1629 (542 amino acids)
Biological process (GO): siroheme biosynthetic process; sulfate assimilation
Molecular function (GO): uroporphyrin-III C-methyltransferase activity
Source: RefSeq, a predicted model, not a curated record
AUGGUGCCCGCGCUUCUUACUGCCGUCGACUCGACAUCCCACAUCCACCUCAUAAUUGGGUCGAACCCUCUUGCAGGCGCACGCUGCACACGGUCUAUUGAGGUCGGCGCCAAACCAAUUCUCCUUGCACCUGAAGAUGCUACGCUGCACUACGGCCUGGCCAAGCGCAUCGAAGAGGGCCAAGUCCAAUGGCUCAAGCGUACCUUCCAAGAGGACGACCUGACAACGCUCGGUCGCGCAGAGGUUGGCAGCGUAGUUGACGCUGUGUUUGUAACUGCUGGUGGAAAGCAGGGUCAGAGCACCCACAUCUCGAGUCUAUGCAGACGACUACGAAUCCCCGUCAACGUCGCCGACGCUCCCAAUCUAUGCACCUUCACGCUUCUCUCCACACACUCCGACGGCCCUCUACAGAUUGGUGUCACAACAUCUGGAAAAGGAUGUAAGCUAUCCGCACGCAUACGCCGGGAGAUCGCCGCCUCUCUCCCUCCACAACUGGGAGACUCCGUCGAGAGACUGGGAUUACUGCGGAGGCGGAUAUGGGAGGAAGACCACGCAGCCGAGCUAUCACAGGACCUCGAAGCAGAAGAAGAAGACAGCGGCCAACCCGCCACAUUCAACAAGCUGAUCCUGGAAGAAAGCAAAGAAGCAGCACGCGGGCGACGCAUGCGCUGGCUCUCACAAAUCUGCGAGUACUGGCCCCUCCGCCGCCUAGCCGCCAUCUCCGACGCAGACGUCGACCUCCUCUUCCGCGAAUUCGCCAGCAGCAGCCCCUCGAAAAUCGGCCCCACAGCCACAACCCCAACCCCCAGCAGAAAAACAGGCCGCAUCAUCCUCGCCGGCUCCGGCCCAGGAAACCCCGACCUCCUCACCCGCGCAGCCCACAAAGCAAUCCUAUCCGCCGACCUCAUCCUCGCCGACAAACUCGUCCCCGCCCCCAUCCUCGACCUAAUCCCCCGCCGCGCCACCCUCCACAUCGCGCGCAAGUUCCCGGGCAACGCCGACGCCGCGCAAGAAGAACUUCUAAACUGGGGUCUCGAGGGCCUCAAAGCGGGGAAAACCGUAGUUCGCAUCAAGCAAGGCGAUCCGUAUAUCUACGGCCGCGGCGGCGAGGAAUACACCUUCUUCCGCUCCCACGGAUUCACACCCCUCGUCCUCCCCGGCAUCACAAGCGCACUCAGCGCACCGCUCUUCGCGGAUAUACCGGCUACGCACCGCAGCGUCGCAGACCAAGUCCUGAUCUGCACGGGCACAGGGCGGAAAGGCGCGCCUCUCGACCCCCCGGAAUUCGUACCCUCCCGCACCGUCGUGCUGCUCAUGUCUCUGCACCGGCUUGCCGAUCUGGUCGAUUCUUUGCUGAAAAAGGGGUACCCGGCUGAUCUCCCCCUCGCGGUUCUGGAACGCGCGUCGUGUCCUGAUCAGCGCGUUAUUCGCACACAGCUGCAGCAUGUGUGUGCCGCGGUGGAGGAGGAGGGGAGUCGGCCCCCUGGGCUGCUGGUCGUGGGGUAUGCGUGUAAAGUGCUGAAGGCGUAUGAUCAGCGGUGGGUGAUUGAGGAGGGGUUUCAUGGGUUGGAUGAUUUGGGGUGUGAGGGGGGGUUGGCGGGGUUGGCUGGUGUUGGUAUGACUGUGUGA